Molecule: messenger RNA, 1503 nt
Organism: Aphanomyces invadans
Lineage: Eukaryota; Oomycota; Saprolegniomycetes; Saprolegniales; Verrucalvaceae
Exons: 5
Coding region: 1-1503 (500 amino acids)
Cellular component (GO): nucleus
Molecular function (GO): DNA binding
Source: RefSeq, a predicted model, not a curated record
AUGUCUAAGAUGACGUAUGAGCUCGAGGUCGUUAAGGACGCGGUACUGGCCUUCGAACACUCGAAAUUGUUUGGACUCGCCGUGAAGUACACCUCAGUUCCCACGUCCGACGAACAAGCUCAAUACGAAUUCUUCAUCAAGCAACUCCUGGACCAAGCAACUCGUUGCCAACUAGAUGAUGAAGAACACAAACUCCUCCUGGGGCUCAAGCUCAGCGCUGACAAGACCCGCCCAAAUCUGAAAACCAUUCGACUCCAGACUAUCUUGGACGAGAUCGACAUCCCGGCUCUGCAAGGCGUGACGAUCUUCCAACGAGGCGUACGACAUCCUCGAGUCGAAGCCUGCCUGGAAAACACCGACAAAGAACUCCUGUCGAUAUCGGAUUGCAUGAAGCUACUUCGAUCGCGACAAAUCCGCCUGGACAACCCGCCGAAUUUCCCGCGCAUGGUGCGAUCGGAGUCGGCCUCGACCACGGCGUCCGCACAUUCUUCGUCGCGCACUCCCCCUCGGUCGCUGAACACCCACUGUCGUGGAUCCAAGGUUGGAUUUGAGGAUCCGUCUACUCUCGAAAAGCUCCUUGCGGCCUACCUCUUUGUUUGGUCACUUCGUGCGAGCUUGUGGAUGCCUCGCACUAACCGCAAAAGACGGCACCUCACCGUCACGAAAAAACUCGACGUGGUGAAACAGCACCUUCGCGACGGCACCAGCGUCUACAUACUCGCUAAGAAGUACGGCGUGCAAGGCAACCAAGUACUCCGCUGGGUCCGCGACCACGAGAAGCUGAAGGCUGCCGUGGCGCGGUCGCCCGGUCUCAGUUCCGCGCAUACUGGCCGUGCAGUUGCCCGCUCUGACGUGGAAGCACAAGUUCUUGAUACGAUGAUGCUGGUACUCAAGGCUCGAAACAUUGAACCUGAUUUUCAUGGCGGUAAAACCAAGGCACGCACAUCUUGGGUGUACCAGUUCCUGCGCCGAAACAAGUUGAGCAUCCGUCGUCCGACGCGCGAAGGGCAGAAGCUGUCUUCCACCUUGGCCACGACGCGAAACGACUUUGUGGCCUCGGUGUGCGAAAGCUUUUUGCCAUUUGGUACAUUGGAAGGCCUCGAUUGGGACCAUGUCGUCAACAUGGACGAACGCCGAGGCUCCAAGACGGUGUCCGUGCGUACCUGCUCGUCAAACAACCCGCGUAUCACCGCAUGCUUGGCCGUGACGGUUUCGGGACGAAAGCUGCCACCGUUUGUUGUGUUCAAGGGGGUCCCCGGCGCUCGCAUUGAGGCCGCGUUGCCGGCUAUUUUGCCUGACGGUGUGUUUGCAACAUGCCAAAAAGCUGCAUGGAUGGACGAAAAAUCCACUGAGUUGUGGGUGAAAAAAGUUUGGAAGCAAUUUGCCCAGGGCUCCGACUCGUCGCUAUUAAUUCUGGACGACUACAAGUGCCACAAGCAAUCGAAAUUCACGAAUAUGAUCUCGGAUCAAGGAACGGAGCUCGAAAUUAUUCCUGGUGAUUAG